Messenger RNA from Folsomia candida, 855 nucleotides. RefSeq names its product BTB/POZ domain-containing protein 2-like. NCBI's taxonomy places the organism in Eukaryota, Metazoa, Arthropoda, Collembola, Entomobryomorpha, Isotomidae. The transcript is spliced from 5 exons. Gene Ontology annotation, molecular function: protein binding. The record is from RefSeq and is a predicted model, not a curated record. Gene Ontology annotation, biological process: neurogenesis. Gene Ontology annotation, cellular component: P-body; cytosol. The coding region runs from base 1 to 855 and encodes 284 amino acids.
AUGAGCAACACGCCGUUAAAAUCGAAGAAUCUACCAUCUUUUGAAAAUAGUAGUAGUGGUUAUGGAGGAAUGCUACAACCACUCUGGCAGUGGACGGGAAGUCAUGACGAUCGGUUAUUAAAUUUAUUGGAGACUGGAUUUCAAAAUGAUUUAACCGUCACAAUUCUUCCAGAAGGGUUAAAGAUACCAGUGCACAGAAUAUUUCUCCAGGCCGGUUCUCCGAUUCUAAAUGACAAGAUCGACGUGUCCAUGGAGGAGCUCGCUAUUGAAGAUGUCGAUAGCCACCUCUUUAAGAUGCUUUUAAAGUUUUUGUACACUGGGAAAUCAGAUGUUGAAAUUUGCGAUGCAAUUCAACUUAUGGAACUUGCAACUGUUUAUAAGAUCAACGGGUUAAGGGAUGAAUGCGCUAAUGUUUUAAGGACGGAAUUGGCAUUGGAUAAUGCACUUUGCAUGUUACAAACUGGGAUGGAAUAUGCUCACAGAGAGUUUGUACAGUGCACGCUCAAAUGUAUUUGCAGAUACGCUCGGAUAAUAUUAAAAUCCGAUGAGUUUACCAAACUUCGGUUGGAGUGUUUGAUUGAAAUUAUUAAGCAGGAUUCACUCAAAGUUAUAAACGAGAUGGAGGUAUUUGAAGCUAUUUAUAGAUGGGGAAUAGCUGAAUGCGAGCGACAAUCCCUGGAUCACACAAAUCCAGUAGACCUUCGGAAAUGCCUAGCCGAACCAUUAAAGCAUACCAGAUUUCCGUUGAUGGAUCCGUCAGAAUUUGUUUUAAAAGUGGCGACUAAGAACCUGCUCAGUAGUGAAGAAGGGAUGGACGUUUUGACAUGCAUUCUCGUUCUACCGGAGAAUAGGUAG